Molecule: messenger RNA, 3995 nt
Organism: Monodelphis domestica (gray short-tailed opossum)
Lineage: Eukaryota; Metazoa; Chordata; Mammalia; Didelphimorphia; Didelphidae
Gene: HTR7
Product: 5-hydroxytryptamine receptor 7
Biological process (GO): circadian rhythm; smooth muscle contraction; chemical synaptic transmission
Cellular component (GO): plasma membrane
Molecular function (GO): G protein-coupled serotonin receptor activity
Source: RefSeq, a predicted model, not a curated record
GAAAAGGAACACUAAUAUUCAACAGACACACAAUUUCAUUGUCUUUGUGGAAUCAAGUUUUGUGCACUUUCUUCUCAAAUUUUCCAUGGGGGAAGGGGGAGUUGAGCCUAGGCUUGAUUUCUUGCCCUUUCCCACCUCCACCCGGCCAGGGGCCCUGGAGGCUCAAUGAAACAGGUUUUCGCUAGACUGUGAUAGGACAGGAGCCUUCCUCCUAAGUGCUUUAGUCUUCCUUAAUAGAAAAACAGGCUCUCCAGUUUUGACCCAGAGACUGCCUGCCCUCCAGCCAUAGCCUUGGGAUCCCAGAGAAGGUGCUUUCCAGGAUUGCACACAAAUCCUAGUCUCUUGUUUAGAAGACUGGGCAACGUUCGGGUGGGUAAGGAGGGAAGCCCCUAUUUGAGCUAGACGCUCCCUCCAGGGCGCCGGAGGGGGCUACUGGUUGCUGGGGGAGGGAAGAAGGGCGGCGGGUGGGGAACGAGGAUACCGCGAGCUGGGGGCCAGGAAGAGAGAGGGGCGGGGCGGGACAGGACGCGGCAACUUCGCUUGGUGGCCACUUGGGCACUAGAAGCAGUGGCUGCGGUGGUGGUGGCAGGAGCAGCAGCUACGAGAGCAGCCAGCGGCCCCUCGGAUCCCAGUGGAAUCGAGAUCUCUAGGAGUGGAGGAGCACAGCUAUCGAGAGCCGCACGGAGAACGAAGACCCCGAGGUACUGAGGCUUUGGAAAGGCUGGGUCUGGCUAGGACUUCCCGUGCCCCAGUGCUCCCCGCUACCCCAAUGGCUGAGCUCUUGGGCUCUGGCACUGGCCGCGGAUAGGAAGCGAAGUGAGGACCCCCGCCCAGCAGAAGCCGGAGCGCAGGGUUGGUUGGGGGAGCGCGGGAGAGGACUCCAUGGGUAGCGCAGACCGAAAUGGUGAUGGACAUCAACAGCAGCGGCGGCGGUGUCUCAGACCCAAGCUACUACAGUAGCCUCCGCUCCUUCCUGCUACAGGAGGUGGGACAAGGUCUCCGCGACCUGAGCCCGGACGGUGGUGGUGGUGGCAGCGACGGGAUGAUCUCGGGCUCCUGGGAGCCAAAUCUGCUGCAGGUGAUCCAGGAGGUUACAGCCAGCCCAGAGCCAGGCGCCUCCUCUGACAACGACACGGUCUGCGGAGAGCAGAUCAACUAUGGCAAUACCGAGAAAGUUGUGAUUGGGGCCAUCCUGUCUCUCAUCACGCUGCUCACCAUCGCGGGCAACUGCCUGGUGGUGAUCUCCGUCUGCUUUGUCAAGAAGCUCCGCCAGCCCUCCAACUACCUGAUCGUGUCGCUAGCCCUGGCCGAUCUUUCAGUGGCUGUGGCUGUCAUGCCCUUUGUCAGUGUCACGGACCUCAUCGGAGGCAAGUGGAUCUUUGGACACUUCUUUUGCAACGUCUUCAUCGCCAUGGACGUGAUGUGCUGCACCGCUUCGAUCAUGACCCUCUGUGUGAUCAGCAUUGAUAGGUACCUUGGGAUAACAAGACCUCUGACCUAUCCUGUGAGACAGAAUGGCAAAUGUAUGGCCAAAAUGAUCCUUUCUGUGUGGCUCCUCUCUGCCUCCAUCACUUUACCUCCUCUCUUUGGCUGGGCUCAGAAUGUCAAUGAUGAUAAAGUUUGCUUAAUCAGCCAGGACUUUGGCUACACCAUUUACUCCACUGCUGUUGCAUUUUACAUCCCCAUGUCUGUGAUGCUUUUCAUGUACUAUCAGAUUUAUAAAGCUGCUAAGAGGAGUGCUGCUAAACACAAAUUCACUGGGUUCCCUCGAGUUGAAGAAAAUAACGAAGGUGUAAUAUCAGUUAAUGGUAUGGUGAAGCUCCACAAGGAUCCUGAGGAGUGUGCCAAUUUUUCCAGACUCCUUAAACAGGAGAGGAAAAAUAUCUCCAUCUUUAAAAGGGAGCAGAAAGCAGCCACCACCCUUGGGAUUAUUGUUGGGGCCUUUACUGUGUGUUGGCUACCCUUCUUCAUCCUCUCGACAGCAAGACCGUUUAUCUGUGGGACUUCCUGUAGCUGCAUCCCAUUGUGGAUGGAGAGAACAUUCCUGUGGCUAGGCUAUGCAAACUCCCUCAUUAACCCUUUUAUAUAUGCCUUCUUCAACCGAGACCUGAGGACCACCUAUCGCAACCUGCUCCAGUGCCGAUAUAGGAAUAUCAAUCGGAAACUUUCAGCUGCAGGGAUGCAUGAAGCUCUGAAGCUGGCCGAGAGACCUGAAUUUGUGCUACAAAACUCUGACUACUGUCGGAAAAAAAGUCAUGAUUCAUGAUGCAGAGCAGAAUGAUGGAGCCUGAAAUCAACAAGGGGUGAAAGAGGUGACUCACUCCUGGUGAAGAAGUUUCUGGCUUUCAAAAUGUAGCUUCUCCUGUGGGAGGAACCAUUCAAAUGUGACAUCAACGUGGAUGAUCCAUUGUAUGACAUGCACUGAUUUGGAGAGGGAUGAUCUCUCCCUCUCUCUUGCUUGCUUACCAUUUGUAAAUCACUGCUAUUGUGUACAAAUGAAAAUCAUUGUCUGCCUAUGACAGCAAGAUCAUGUUUUAGCAAUAAGCACAUUGAUAAAACUGAGUUCCAUAGAGGAUGGAAACAGUUUCUAGUGCUUCACAUCUGUCUAAGUCUUUGUAAGUGAAAGGAAGUCCUCGUUCACAGUCCCCAUGCUUCUGAGGCAAGAUGUUAUUAUGAUUAUUCAGGGAUCAUUGGUGAAAAAAAGCUGUAUUUUGUUGUAUGACAAAUAGAUAUUUUUUAAGCAAACACUGGUAAGUCAAGUGUUGAAAAUGUUGCAUGCCCAUGUUAGAAAAUAAACUUAAAGCUACUGUAGUCUGCUAAUACGAAUCUCGUCCCAAGGCAUUGUUUAUUUAAAGCCCAUGUCAAGAAGUUUGGCUUUUUCACCAAGGCCCCUGUGUCUUUCCCAUAAAAAGUACUUUAUGUGUUGACCUACUUAUUGUUCCUAUAGGUCUCAAGGAUGGAAUUAAGGUUGAAAAGGGCCAGAAAACCUAGCCACAGGUUUCCCUUUCCCAACAGUUCUUCCUAGGGGUGCUGAGGGUUUAAAAUAAUUCAUUUCCCAAGUUUUAUACCAAUCCAAGGUUUAAAAAAAGGCUUCACUGGAAGCAGUCUGCUAGUCAAUAAGAAUUCAUUAAGAUUUCUAUGUAUGUAGGUGCUAGGAAGAUUAAGAAAAGAAAGAACAGAGUGGGAUUCCCAAACCUUGAAAUACUGUUUUAUGUUCUGGUGUCCUAGAUCCAAUAACUAGUGGAUACCAUUUUGUAAUCAGUGGGAUGGUACUUCAGAGCUGGCAUGCUUGUCCCCCCUGCAUGCUUCUGAAUGUUCAGUGUGAAGAACUGCUUCCUUUGGGCAUGAUCAUGCUCAACUUUGGGAUACAAAUUUGAAGGGGAAAGGAGUAAGGAAGAGCUAGAGUGCUCUAGAGCCUUGGAUGAAAGCUCCUGAGAAGGUCUUGGGCUCAUUCGCUGUGAUACCCAUAUCUUAAAGCAAAUGUGUGCCUUGGGUGAUGCAAUUCUAAUUCAUGUAAGGUCGACAAUCAGGGCAUAGCUAAACAGAAAUGAUCCUGUCAUUGAUCUGACUUGUCAAACUGGGAGGUUCAGUAAAUGCAGAACAUAGGAAUGGUCAUAAUACUUGAGAGUAGACCCAAGGGAGAGGUGAUGGAGGAUGGGGAGCCCUAGGAGCAGAUGGACAAUUUUUCCUACAGUACAGGAGAUGAUGCACCCCCCGGGAUUUUUGGCUUUCUAAUAGGGGCUCCAGACAUGCAUGAUUUUACUUUGGCUUUGCCUCUUACCAGAACCAGGGAAGCACCUGCGUCUUGGAAAAAAGAGAAAGUGGGUGCUUGCCUUCUAGCCUGAGCUAUAUCAAUAUAUUAAUGGCAGGCUUCAUAGAGUAAUUGUAUAUAAUUAUAUUAAUAAUUUAAAGGAUUAAUUAUAGUAUGAUGAAUGUUGUGUUCCAUUUGAAAAUGUUUUAUUACAUUAAAUCUAAUAAAGUAUUUAUAACUGCAA